This is a messenger RNA of Ipomoea triloba (trilobed morning glory), 1007 nucleotides long. RefSeq names its product ethylene-responsive transcription factor 5-like. Lineage: Eukaryota; Viridiplantae; Streptophyta; Magnoliopsida; Solanales; Convolvulaceae. The record is from RefSeq and is a predicted model, not a curated record. The transcript has a single exon. Gene Ontology annotation, molecular function: DNA-binding transcription factor activity; DNA binding. Gene Ontology annotation, biological process: regulation of DNA-templated transcription; ethylene-activated signaling pathway. Bases 73 to 846 code for a protein of 257 amino acids.
UUAUUCACUUCAACUUCUUAAUUCAAUUCCCUUAUCUUCUCUCAUAAUUUUCAUUAAUCUCCAUUUCAAAAAAUGGGCUCACCUGCAGAAGUCUCCGCACUUGAGUUCAUCAAGCAUCAUCUUUUCGACGAUGUAUUUCCAGAAACUUUCUGUGAUAAUCAAUCCCCAUCCAGCUCUGAAUCCUGCGUUUCUGAGCUGAAAAACGAUGAAUUCUUCACUGAAUCUGACUUGUUUGAGAUUGAAUCGAAGCCACAGGUUAUAAUCAGCCCUCCGAGGAGGUUUAACGGCCGGAAACCUAAUCUUAACAUCGCCGUUCCUCAGCCGCAGGUGAAGGUUAAAGUCCAGGUGGUUCAGGACUCCGGCGACGCGAAUCGCCACUACAGGGGGGUCCGGCAGCGGCCGUGGGGGAAAUUCGCGGCGGAGAUCCGCGACCCGAACAAAAAGGGGGCUAGGGUUUGGCUAGGAACGUUCGACACGGCGGUGGAGGCGGCAAAAGCCUAUGAUAGGGCGGCGUUUAAGCUGAGAGGGAGCAAGGCGAUUCUCAAUUUCCCUUUGGAAGUCGAGAAUUUCCGGCAGGGAAAUGAGCCGCCGCCGCCGCCGGUGGAAUCUGGCCGGAAAAGGAGAAGAGACUCCGACGCCGAUGAUGAGGUGGUGAUCACAAAGGAGGUUAAAACGGAAUUGUCCGAAGAAUCCGAUAGACUUUAUGCCGCCGUGGCAGCCACCCCGUUAACGCCGUCAAGCUGGAUGACCGUUUGGGACUAUAAUGAUAUAAAUGGUGGUGUUUUUGAAAUGCCGCCGUUAUCGCCGUUAUCUCCUAAUCUAUUUAACUAUGGAAUUAAAGUUUAAGAAACUGUAUUGAUUAAUUAGAUUUAGAUGACUAUGGUGCACCUGACUAUAAUAUGUCUGAGGUGAAAAUAUUUCUUAAUUUCAAUCUUUAAUAUCUUUUAUUAUUUAAGCUUUAGUUUAUGUAAAUAUAUUAGUCCUACUAUAAACUUCACUUUUAUAAA